Molecule: messenger RNA, 1074 nt
Organism: Parascedosporium putredinis
Lineage: Eukaryota; Fungi; Ascomycota; Sordariomycetes; Microascales; Microascaceae
Source: the annotation of a GenBank genome assembly
AUGCCUUCCAGAACUCUCCCUACCUUCACCCGCGCCGAGGUUGAGGAGCAUAGCACUGCGAAAUCCUGCUAUGUGACGAUCGGCACCAAGGUCUACGAUAUCACUGAUUUCGCCGAAGACCACCCCGGUGGCGCCGACCUCAUCUACGACUACGGCGGCAAAGAUAUUGAAGACAUCCUCAAGGAUGAGGCCAUCAAUGGAGGCGCCAACGGCUCUGCGAUUAAGCCGGCCAACGGCUCCGCCCAGGAGACUACGGCUGUCGAUGAAAAUGGCGUUCCUGUGCAUCCUCGUACCGGCAUGUCCUGCGAAGAGGAUCUUUCGAAGGAGACGGACUUCUCGAGCGACUACAAGAGGCACAAGUUCCUGGAUCUUAGUCGUCCGCUCUUCCCCCAAGUGUGGUUUGGCGGUUUUACCAAAGAGUUCUACCUGGAUCAAGUCCACCGGCCGCGCCAUUACAAAGGCGGCGAAUCUGCGCCUCUAUUUGGCAACUUCCUCGAGCCGCUGAGCAAGACGCCUUGGUUUGUUGUACCCAUGGUCUGGCUUCCUUGGGUGGGCUAUGGUAGCUAUCUCGCUUACCAGGGCUACUCCAACCACGCGGUUUUCGCUGCCUACUGGGUCUUUGGUUUCUUCCUUUGGUCCUUGAUCGAGUACAUUUUACACCGAUUCCUAUUCCAUCUUGACCAGUACCUUCCUGAUAACCGGGUCUUCAUCACCCUCCACUUCUUGCUUCACGGCAUUCACCAUUACCUUCCCAUGGACAAGUACCGUCUCGUCAUGCCACCCACGCUCUUCAUCGUUCUCGCUACGCCCUUCUGGUACCUCGCCCAUUUCCUCUUUUUCUACUCGUGGCACGUGGCGACCACGGUCUACUGUGGCGGUAUCUUUGGUUAUGUCUGCUACGACUUGACCCACUACUUCUUACACCACCAGAACUUGCCUCUGUGGUACAAGGGACUCAAGAAAUACCACCUUGAGCAUCAUUUCCUCGACUAUGAGCUCGGCUUCGGCGUCACCAGCAAAUUUUGGGAUACCAUUUUCGGCACUGAGCUGACGUCUGGCGGCAAGAAGGCCUAA